AUGUUGCAAUUUAUAGUUUCUGUUAAAGAUAGGGCUGCUGAGGUUUUCAACCGCCCAUUUUUUGUUCCUCAUCGUAAUGUUGCUGUUCGUGAUUUCACUGAUGAGAUUAAUCGUGCGAAUGCCGAUAAUCCGUUAAAUAAGCAUCCAGACGAUUUUGAUUUGUAUUUGUUGGGUCAGUUUGAUGAUUCAAACGGUGCAUUCAUUCGUGAAGGUUCUCCAACAGUUCUCGUUUUGCCUGGUGACACGUUUAAUGUUAAUGUUACGAUGUUUGGUCGACUGGCCACUCCGAUAUUCCCAGUUAUGGAUAAUCUCCAUCUGGACUCAUUCUUUUUCUUUGUUCCUAAUCGUUUGGUAUGGAACAAUUGGGUUAAAUUUAUGGGGGAGCAGGAUAAUCCUGCCGAUAGUAUUUCCUACUCUAUCCCUCAACAAGUUUCACCAGCCGGAGGUUAUGCAGUUGGUUCACUGCAAGACUAUUUUGGCCUGCCAACUGCGGGGCAAGUUGGCGUCAGUAAUACGGUUUCACACUCUGCGCUGCCUGUAAGGGCUUACAAUCUUAUUUAUAACCAAUGGUUUCGUGACGAGAAUUUACAAAAUUCCGUUGUAGUCGAUAAGGGCGAUGGCCCUGAUACUACUCCUUCUACUAAUUACACUCUUCUUCGUCGUGGUAAACGACACGACUACUUCACCUCUGCAUUACCUUGGCCCCAAAAGGGCGGCACUGCCGUUUCUCUACCUUUAGGUACUUCUGCACCUAUCGCUUUUAGCGGUGCAUCUGGUUCUGAUGUUGGAGUUAUUUCUACUACACAAGGCAAUCUUAUUAAGAAUAUGUACAGUACUGGUUCUGGUACUAGUCUUAAGAUAGGUUCUGCUACUGUUGCUACUGGUUUAUAUGCUGAUUUGUCUGCUGCUACUGCUGCUACUAUCAAUCAGCUUCGUCAGUCUUUUCAAAUUCAAAAGCUGCUUGAGCGGGACGCUCGUGGCGGUACUCGGUAUACCGAGAUAAUCCGCUCACACUUUGGCGUAGCUUCUCCAGAUGCUCGCCUUCAACGCCCUGAGUAUUUGGGCGGUGGUUCUACUCCUAUUAAUAUUGCUCCUAUUGCUCAAACUGGUGGUACUGGUGCACAAGGCACUACUACUCCUCAAGGUAACCUGGCUGCGUUUGGUACUUAUAUGGCUAAAGGCCAUGGUUUUUCUCAAUCAUUUGUUGAGCAUGGUCAUGUUAUUGGUCUCGUAUCUGUACGAGCUGAUCUUACUUAUCAACAAG
Molecule: messenger RNA, 1264 nt
Organism: Fragaria vesca subsp. vesca
Lineage: Eukaryota; Viridiplantae; Streptophyta; Magnoliopsida; Rosales; Rosaceae
Product: capsid protein VP1-like
Exons: 2
Source: RefSeq, a predicted model, not a curated record